Tarenaya hassleriana is the source of this 1522-nucleotide messenger RNA. RefSeq lists its product as uncharacterized. Gene Ontology annotation, cellular component: chromatin; SMC loading complex. The record is from RefSeq and is a predicted model, not a curated record. Gene Ontology annotation, biological process: maintenance of mitotic sister chromatid cohesion; mitotic sister chromatid cohesion. The transcript has 5 exons. Gene Ontology annotation, molecular function: double-stranded DNA binding. Bases 96 to 1403 code for a protein of 435 amino acids. NCBI's taxonomy places the organism in Eukaryota, Viridiplantae, Streptophyta, Magnoliopsida, Brassicales, Cleomaceae.
GUAAAUGGGCUUGAAAUAACGGGCCUUCCCUUCAGAGUUGUUCGGCUCUUCUUCUCCUCCUUCUGCCGGAAAGAGAGAAAAAAACAAAAACAGAAAUGGAGGGCGUGGCGGAGGGCCUAUGGGGGCUGGCGGAUUACCACCAGAAGAAGGGUGAUGUUGGGAAAUCCAUAAAGUGCUUGGAAGCAAUCUGCCAGAGCCAAGUUUCGUUCCUUCCUCUUGUGGAAGUGAAAUCUCGGCUGCGAGUGUCUUCGCUUCUCCUCCGCUACAGUGACAACGUGAACCACGCCAAGUCCCAUCUCGAGCGAUGCCUUCUCCUCCUCAAGUCUAUUCCUUCUUCCUUCGAUCUCAAAUUCAAGACUUACAGUUUGCUCAGCCAUUGCUACCAUCUCCUCGCCUCCUUCGCUCCUCAGCGCAAUCUUCUUCUAAAGGCUCUGGAGCUUUCUUCUUCCGCUCCUCAGGAUGAUGUUUCCGUCCAUCUCUGGUCCUGCAAUUUCAAUUCUCAGCUCGCUAACGGUUUCAUUAUCCAAGCCGAUUUCCCUUCUUCCAUCUCCGCCCUCCACUCUGGCUUCCUUUCUGCUUCUCGCAUUUCUUGUCCCGAGCUCCAGAUGUUCUUCACCGCUUCCCUGCUUCAUGUUCACAUCAUGCAAUGGACCGACGAUUACACUGUUGAAAGCGCCGUCCAACGAUGCGACGAGGUCUGGCAGACCAUUCCUCCCGACAGGAGAGAAAGGUGCCCCGGUUUGCUCUUCUACAACGAGAUGUUGCACGUCUUCUAUCGCCUUAGGCUCUGCGAUUACAAGAACGCUCAACGGCAUGUCGACCGCUUAGACGAGGCCAUGAAUACUCAUUCCCAGAAAAUGCAGGAGAUUCAGCGGCUCACGGAUGAACUUACUUCUUUGAAUCAGAGUCUCUCCCGCAAUGGUUUGCCCUCGAGGGAGAGAUCAGUCCUCUCUGUCAGACAAUCCCAGCUUCAAGAUCGUCUAAACGCUUUGUCACCGUCUUCUUCCACUAACCCUUCUCUGGAGCCUGCGUACUUUGGCAGUACACAGCGUGCAUGGACCGAAAGGCUUCUGCUUUCACCAUCUCCAAUCGACGGCCAGUGGCUGCCUAAAACUGCCAUCUACGCAUUGGUCCAUCUCACAGUUGUCAUAACUGGACGUCCAAAGGGACUCUUUAAAGAAUGCUCAAAACGAGUCGAGUCUGGAAUGCAGAUUAUUCAAGAUGAACUGGUUAAACUUGGAAUUACAGAUGGAGUCAGAGAAGCUGAUUUGCAACAUUCGGCUAUCUGGAUGGCUGGUGUUUAUCUAAUGCUGCUGAUGCAGUUCCUUGAGAACAAAGUUGCUUUGGAGCUUACAAGGUCAGAAUUUGUGGAAGCAGAAGAGGUGGACCAUUUGCCCUUUUAGUUUUUGCAAACCUAUCUUUUUCUUCAAUUCACUCAGAGAUUCAAUCCCGUUCAGUGUUCUACAUAUUUUAACUUAUGAUAUGUUGAGGUUUUAGGGCCUGCUGAAGAUUUGUUCAGAAA